Molecule: messenger RNA, 4979 nt
Organism: Sphaerodactylus townsendi
Lineage: Eukaryota; Metazoa; Chordata; Lepidosauria; Squamata; Sphaerodactylidae
Gene: KCNQ4
Product: potassium voltage-gated channel subfamily Q member 4
Exons: 16
Coding region: 455-2629 (724 amino acids)
Biological process (GO): potassium ion transport; transmembrane transport
Cellular component (GO): membrane
Molecular function (GO): voltage-gated potassium channel activity
Source: RefSeq, a predicted model, not a curated record
GGAAAAGCGGCCGGGAGGGGGUGCGCGCCAUGUGAGUCUGCGAAGCAAAAGGCAGGUGGCAAACCGAGCAGGAUGGAGAGGGACCGAGCCCGGAGUCGCAACAGCCGCCGCUUCUGUUUGCAGCCCGGCGGUGGUUUGCCUGCAAAGCGGAGCGCCCUGGAAAGCCGCAACUCUUCCAAACUUGGGCGCUAGAGAGGGGAAGGUGCAACGACGCCCCUGCCGAGGAGGCCUGCCUGGCACGCUCCAGGUGGCCCUUCUGUCCCGGAUGGGCUGAAGAAGCUGCCGGGGCGCGUCUCUCCCGGACUGGGUCUCCCGCCUGCGCCCAGGGCGCAUCCCGGACCGGGGAAGCCAACUCCGAGCUUCCCGCCUCGCCGCUUUCGCCCUCGGCAGGCCAUGCCGGGCUGACCGCCUCCAUGCCGUGAGCGCGCCUCCCCUCACCCACCGCUUGCCAGCCAUGGCCGGGGACCGCGCGAGGCUCUCUCCGACGACGGUGCCCGGCGGCGGGGAGCCCCAGGAGGGGAUGGAGUUUGUCGCGCUCACCGCCGUGCAGACCGAGAAGAGCGAGGCUCCCGCAGCCGGGGGCAGUCCCAGGCGCCUGGGGCUGCUGGGGACCCCCUUGCCCAUGCCCCCCGGGGGGUCCGGGGCCCGAUCGGCUUCGCACAAGCGAUACCGGCGCCUCCAGAACUGCCUCUACAACGUGCUGGAGAGACCCCGCGGCUGGGCGUUCAUCUAUCACGCCUUCAUAUUUCUGCUGGUCUUCAGUUGUCUGGUCCUGUCUGUGUUUUCAACCAUCCCAGAACAUCAAAAAUUCGCCAACCAAUGUCUCUUCAUUCUGGAAUUUGUCAUGAUUGUGGUUUUUGGGAUGGAAUACAUCAUCCGGGUCUGGUCGGCGGGUUGCUGCUGCCGUUACCGGGGAUGGCAGGGACGCUUUCGAUUUGCCAGGAAACCCUUCUGUGUCAUAGAUUUCAUCGUCUGCAUCGCCUCUCUGGCUGUCAUUGCUGCCGGCACCCAGGGGAACAUCUUUGCUACUUCGGCCUUGCGCAGCAUGCGCUUCCUGCAGAUCUUGCGCAUGGUCCGCAUGGACCGCCGUGGUGGCACAUGGAAGCUUCUGGGCUCGGUGGUCUAUGCACACAGCAAGGAACUGAUCACGGCCUGGUACAUCGGUUUCCUGGUCCUGAUCUUUGCUUCUUUUCUUGUCUACCUGGCGGAGAAAGAUGCUAACCUGGAAUUUGCAACUUAUGCAGACUCUCUGUGGUGGGGUACGAUCACGCUCACAACUAUUGGCUAUGGAGACAAGACACCCCAUACGUGGCUGGGCCGGGUGCUGGCAGCUUGCUUUGCGCUGCUGGGCAUCUCUUUCUUUGCGCUGCCUGCCGGAAUUCUGGGCUCAGGGUUUGCUCUUAAAGUCCAAGAGCAACAUCGGCAGAAGCAUUUUGAGAAGAGACGAACUCCAGCAGCCAAUCUGAUCCAGGCUGCGUGGCGCCUCUACUCGACGGACGUCAGCCGGGCCUACUUGACAGCCACCUGGUGCUAUUAUGACAGCAUCCUCCCAUCGUUCAGAGAACUGGUUCUUAUGUUUGAGAACAUGCACCGAGCUCGCAACGGAGGGCUCAGGAAUUCAGAGGUGAGGAAAUUCCCCAAUGGAGCUCCACCGCCGUAUCACUCCUUCACCUCUGGCAUGAAAACCGCCAAUCCUCAUUUUUGCCCAGGGGAAAGCUGGAAAGAAGAAGAAACUCAACCCCACAAGUGUUUACGCCUAAGCCAGCUCUUUAGUAGUAAGCGGAAUUUCUUUCGGAUUCACACCGGCUGGAAACAGAGCAAUAAAAUGGGCAUCAAGGACCGCAUCCGCUUGAACAACUCCCAAAGGCAAGGCAGCCGAGGGAAGCAUCAGCACCUGGCCCCACCUCUUCAUCGCUCUCCCAGCACCGAGAACGUCCACGAGGCCGUUAGCCCUACCAAGGUGCAGAAGAGCUGGAGCUUCAAUGACAGGACAAGGUUCCGGGCCUCAUUGAGGCUGAAACCCCGCACCACAGUGGAGGUUGAUGGCCCCACAGAGGAUAGCAAUGAGGAGAAGGGCUAUCAGUGCGACUUGACUUUUGAGGACAUCAUGCCUGCCGUGAAGACCCUGAUCAGGGCUGUCAGGAUUCUCAAGUUCUUGGUGGCCAAAAGGAAGUUCAAGGAGACGCUGCGGCCGUACGACGUCAAGGAUGUCAUCGAGCAGUAUUCAGCCGGCCACUUGGACAUGCUCGGUAGGAUCAAGAGUCUCCAGACACGCGUGGAUCAGAUUGUGGGGCGGGGCGCCAUUGCAGUUGAAAAGAAGACACGUGAGAAAGGGGAGAAGGCAUCAAUGGAGGUCGAACUGGUGGACGAACUCAGUAUGAUGGGCCGGGUUGUCAAAGUGGAGAAGCAGGUACAGUCUAUUGAGCAUAAACUGGAUUUACUACUGGGUGUUUACUCACAGUGCUUGCGGAAGGGCUCCAUGAACUCCUUCAGCUUGGCUUCCAUGACAAUCCCUGCCGGUGAACCUGACAUCACAUCUGACUACCACAGCCCUGCGGACCACGAGGACAUCUCUGUUUCCGCUCAGACCCUGAACAUCUCCCGGUCGGCUAGUGCCAACAUGGACUAAGGCACAGCACCCAGUCCAGGCUUUUAGUAAUCAAACACCCACCAAAGUGGGGAGGGUAAGACAGAGAGGAGAUAACCUGUCUGCUUCCCAGACAGUAAGGAAGGGAGGCAGACUUCUGACGACCCCUCAUAACAGGUGAUGUCUUCUGGCAUGCCCAGUCCUCCUCCAGACUUGAAUGGAGACACUUCUCCUGACACCUCAACGUUGGUCUCAACUUUACUUGAAGUCUUCCAGCUGUGGGCAAAGCCGCAAGCACUGGAUGUCCCAAAGAAUGCCGUGGCUUUUAAACCGAACUCUUCAAGGUGGCAUCCCCUGGUUGUAGCAAAGAAACCCUUUGGAUGGGCUAACCUUAGGUUGACCUUGAAGGCAGUCCUCUCUGCAGUGAAAAAGCCAUGCUAGCCUGAAGCAAAUUGCAGAGGGGAGUCCAUCUGCUCCUCCUUGGCCUUCCACGAGCAUCAGUUCCUGUUCUCGGCAAGUGUCUCCAGAUAGAGUGGAAGCAUCAAGUUUUUUAGGGGUUCAGCAAAGAGCUUCCAGAGCUUAUGGGGUGGCUUGGCCCCAGAAUAUGAGCAACAAUUCUCUCUAAGCAAAUGGUACAGGUGGUCACACCUGUUUAACCACCUGACCGCUACUGACUUUGGAUUUCUACCUUCUAGGAAACCAGGUUGGGGACUCUCUAUUAACAGCUAUGCAAAAGCUUAGGUAACCCUUUUUUCUCCAGGGGCAAUGCAACUUGAACUGAAUGUGGUCUCUCGUCUAGCAGAAAAUAACUGGCAAUGCCUGACCCUGCUCCCUGCACCCUUUAAGGACCUUUGCAAUUCCUCAAUAAUCUCUUCCCAGGUAGAGGGCAUGGCUCUUUGGCCCAUAUAUUGUAAGCACAAUGGUGCCUCCUACACAGUAGAUGUGAUUUCCAAGGCAGGGGCAACACUUAUAUGCAACAAACUUGAAUUUACAACCUGAAACAGCCAAUCCUUAUGGACCAGGGGCCUGGGGGGGGGGGGGCAGGGGGGAGGGGUCCAUGGUACUUUCAGCUUGUUGGAGAGACUGAGUUCCAUUGGGCUGAUUGUAGAAAAAUUGCCAACAAUCUGAGCAGGGAACCAGGCUUAACUAGGGGGAGGGGGAAGCCAAGCUUAGCUUUGACUCAGCUGAGCUGGGGUGCCUGCCUUAUUCCCAGUGGCACUGGAGUCUGGUUCUGUCGUGGGUGCCUUGAUUGAGAAAUUUUAGAGUGCUUUAUUGCCUGGCUUUUAGAUCCUUUCUCUCCUCAGACCGAUUACAUGAUUUCCCCUUCCUUUGUCCGCAGAUGAGGGCUUGGUGGAUCUUGUCCUUUGUUUUUCUGGAGACCCCUCCCCUCCUGCUACCCUUUUUUUUUUUGUGGAAAACUUUUUUCAUAGCCCCAUUGAUCCUGCCCCAGUGCUGCCUCCUGACAGCUGGCUUUCAUCCUAAACCGUUCCUCUUCCGCAGUUUCAUGUCCUCCGUUGGCGCAGGCUUUGCUGCAGGCUACACCCGUGCGCUUUCCCAGGAAAGGCUUGUGGGGUUCACACAUCAGACUGACAUCUGAGGUUUUCGGUUUUUUAAGUGAACAUCCAGCAGUAAUGUGUGAAGGACAUAGACUGUGUUGGGAACCCUUACGUCACACUUACCAGCGAGCCAGCCCCUUGCUGAGCAGGUGUCCCAUCUGUCUUCCCCCGUGUCCCAUCUGUCAUGGUUCUUUGAGUUCCCAGUUUGGAGUUCAGCAGUGGUUCUCUGAACUGGAUUCUGAUUUCUGCCGCUGAGCACCACAAAAGGAAUGUGGUGCCUCUACUGGAGGUGUUGCAGCUAUGCCCCACAGCGGCUCUGGGUCAUAGCUGCAACACCUCCCAGAAGCACAGCUACUGAACGGAUCGCAGAACCUGGGGCUGGCAAGGGAUGCUUUGGCAUGAGUCUCCAUCCAUACUUUGGUGCCUCAAUUGCUGCCUCCUGAUGUCCCCCAAUUGGGAUGCACAGCCCCUUCCCCUUCAGUAGCCUCCAGUGACAGGAGUUCCCCACCUUGCCCACUUUUGAUUUCCUUGAUGUGCUUUUUUGUUAGACAAACCUACAAGCUCAAAAGACUUUUUCUACUCCUCUUCCCCACAGACCCUAUAUUUGCCAGAUUCAGAGCUGCCUGACUCCCGUUUUCUUUUUAUUGCCCUCUGAUUGGAUAUCUGUUCUUUUUUAAACAAGCGAGUCCUUCCCCCCAAUUGUAUCCUCUCCAUCAUCCCAGAGGCGGAGCUAUCAGGGGGCCGGUGUGUGUGCGUUGCACCGGGCGCACGCCAGGGGGCAUGGAACACCCCCCCCCCCAUACUUACCUUUGUCAAACAGUGCAGGCUGGAGAAAU